Messenger RNA from Lottia gigantea (owl limpet), 1787 nucleotides. RefSeq lists its product as hypothetical. The transcript has 5 exons. Gene Ontology annotation, molecular function: protein binding. The record is from RefSeq and is a predicted model, not a curated record. Gene Ontology annotation, biological process: negative regulation of meiotic nuclear division; regulation of mitotic nuclear division. Lineage: Eukaryota; Metazoa; Mollusca; Gastropoda; Lottiidae. Bases 128 to 1282 code for a protein of 384 amino acids. Gene Ontology annotation, cellular component: nucleus.
ACGAUUUGAAAGGCUGAAAUUUGAUUCAAGACACCAAAAAUAAAUUUUAUCAAAAUCACGUUUGCACAGCAAUUUGUGGAAAUAUUUUAUGCGGAUUUUAUAGUCCAUGUAUGAUCUAAGAUAAGAUAUGAUAAUGGCAGAGGCAGGAUAUUUGGAUCCAGAUUCAGCUAGGGAGUUCGCACGUGAAGUAGAAAAGAUGCGCUCCAUCAGCACCAGCACUCCUAUGGCUAUCACAAGUCUGUGUUCCAGUGUGUUUUCAGAAGCAGACAGUGGUUUUGAAGAUGUGACAGUAGACAGCUGUUUUUUAACGACAACCACUGCUAGUUCGAACUAUAGUUUUGACAGUGACUCCAAUUUCAGUUUUAAUUCCAAAUCAUUGAGUGGGCAUGGUUUGUUUUACAGUCCAAUCCUAAAAGAGCAGCCGUCUCCGAAGCAACCAGAAAAGGAGCACAACUUACGCGAUUGGGAAAUCCCUGAGGAGGAAGACAUCUUUUUGAAAAUUAACAAUAGAAACUUAACAGACUUGCCUUGCAGAAAUUUAAGUUUUGAAUUUGACUCUCAGGACAGUGGUCUCCAGACUUCAAGCUCCAGUCCCUCCAUAGAACUUUCGGCACGGUUCCAACAAGUUUUAAGUACCUUCUCGCCCUCUGUGUUAGAUCGUUUAAUCGGUCGUAAAAUGGGACUGGAAAAAGUGGACAUAGUUUCAGAACUAAGUGCCAGAAAUGUGAUGGCAUUAUCCAGUAUUUUUAGUUAUUUGGAACCACAAGACUUAUGCAGCAUGUGUCAAGUCAGUCAGAACUGGAGAAAAGUUGUCCAUUCUGAUGCCAGAGCAUCAAAACUCAAGAAAAAAUAUGUGAAAUACAGUCAAGAGACUUCAUUAGGAAAGGAGAAUUCAUCAAAGUCUCUUCGGUACCGAUCGAUUCGAGGUUUGACCCAGGCGAAUAAGUUCGAGACAAUUCAGUUAACUCAGCAUCAGAGAGCUUCAACACCCUACUCUAAACUUUCUACUGGUGACAUCUUUUCUAUGGCAGCAGAUUCUUUAAGAGAAGGAGAGGAGUUGCGGAAAUGCCCAAAAUGUUUUGGUGCCUCUAGAGUUCUUCCAGGAUACGACCGUGGAACCUGCUUUAACAGUGACUGUAGUUUUGAAUUCUGUUCCAAGUGCUUUUGUGAAUAUCACGGUUCUAAAUCCUGUAAUCCUAUUGGUGUUUGUAAAAAGCAGAAAAAGGACAUCAUAGGCAGCAAAAAGGCAAAGAAAAAUUUGAAGCGACUAAGCGCCUUAUAGCAACCAUAAUUUGAUUUCCAGUGAUCUCAAUAAACCACGGGUUCAAAACCUGCAUGCUAGUGCUAGCCAAAGACAAUUCUUAGACUUCUUGGAAGCAGCUACUUGGACCACAGUCAAUUUGAAUCAUUCCAUUAGACCACAGUCAAAUUUGACUCAUUCGAUUGGACCACAGUCAAAUUUGACUCAUUCCAUUGGACCACAGUCAAAUAAGACUCAUUCCAUUGGACCACAUUCAAAUUUGACUCAUUCCAUUGGACCUCAAUUUAGUGCUUCAAAAUGACAACUAUGCAAUCUCAAUCGUGUUCUAAAAAAGAACCUAGUCUUCCCAUUUAUUUGUAUAACUGAAAUUUUUAACCAUAAAGUAUUUUUAUGCACAAAUUGUAUCUGAACAUAGAUUUUUAUCCGAUCUUGUACAGAAGCUUGGGCUUCCGUCAAAAUUACAAAAACAAAAAAUAAUGCAUAUCAUUUAGACUAGUCCAUGCGAAAAAAAAAAAAUAAAUAGGGC